This is a messenger RNA of Alligator sinensis (Chinese alligator), 2561 nucleotides long. It is a transcript of the gene VPS9D1, whose product is annotated as VPS9 domain containing 1. The record is from RefSeq and is a predicted model, not a curated record. The transcript is spliced from 13 exons. Gene Ontology annotation, cellular component: cytosol; endocytic vesicle. Gene Ontology annotation, biological process: vesicle-mediated transport. The annotation marks the transcript as partial. Gene Ontology annotation, molecular function: small GTPase binding; guanyl-nucleotide exchange factor activity. NCBI's taxonomy places the organism in Eukaryota, Metazoa, Chordata, Crocodylia, Alligatoridae.
CCCUCUCCGGCGCCAGACGGGGCCGAGGGGGUGACGCCCGACACGCCCAAGAUGCUGAAGCUGGCGGAGCAGUGCCUGGAGAGAGCCAAGUCCAGCGCGGCCGAGCUGGGGAAGAGCCAGGUGAAGCCGGCAGCCCCCGAGAAGGGCCCAGGCCCUGUUCCCGUCUCCCGGCACCGCAGGGUCUUCUCGGACGAGGGCGGGAAGCUGUCGCCCUUCCUGCCCCCGGAGAUCUUCCAGAAGCUGCAGGUCGCGGAGGCGCAGAGCUCCAAGAAGGAGCUCACGCCGCUGGAGGAGGCAUCGCUGCAGAACCAGAAGCUGAAGGCCGCGUACGAGGCGCGCCUGGCCCGGCUCAACCCCAGCCAGGCCCUGCAGAAGACCUCUCUGACGCUGUCCCUCCAGCGGCAGAUGAUGGAGAACCUGGUGAUCGCCAAGGCGCGGGAGGAGACGCUCCAGCGCAAGAUGGAGGAGCGCCGGCUGCGCCUCCAGGAGGCAGCCAACAGGCGGUUCUCCAGCAGCGUGGCCCUAACCCCUGAGGAGCAGGAGCAGCGGGAGCUCUACGCCGCCAUCCUGGAGUACGAGCAGGACCACGAGUGGCCCCGGCUCUGGAAGAGCAAGCUGAGGAGGAACCCGGCAGACCUCACCCUGGUGUCCAGCCUCUUCUCCUGCCUCCUCAGCUGUCCCGACCACCCCAUCUGCCAGCUGCUGCGGAAACUUCAGUGUGCGGUCUACAGCCGGCUCUACCCUGUGGUUAGCCGGGGCAUGGGCGACCCCCCGACCUGCCUGUCACUAGAUGCUGAGGGGCUGCCAGUGCUGCCAGAGCCAGGGGGCCGGCGGCUCCGGGCCUCGCAGAGCCUGCACUGCAUGUUCUCCAUGCAUGAGACCAACCAGCUCAACCUGCGCCACAGCCUCUCCAGUGCCCCCCUCAUCGAGGACCCACCUGCCCUCACCUCCAGCCCCUGCCCACCCCAGCGGGACAGCUCCUUCGAGGACCUGGAGCGGUUCCUGAUGGGGCCCGAGGGUGCAGCCCCGGCCGAGAAGAAGGUGGCAUCUCUCCCAGAGCAGCUGAAAGGCAUCGUGAAGGACAUCCACAAUGCCGUGGACCGGCUCCUGUCCCUGGCCCUGCUGGCCUUCGAGGGCCUCAACGCCGCCCCUGCUAAGGACCAGUGCCUGGCCUGCAUUGAGGAAGCCUUCUUCCCCCCGCUUUGGGCCCCACUGCUGGCUCUGUACAGAAGCGUGUACAAGGCCCAGGAAGCUGCCCUGUCAUGGGGCAUGGAGCGCCACCACAACACACCGCCUGUGGACAUGGGGGUCCCCUCCAAGCUGCUGCCCUGGGACAGCGCAACGCAGGCGCCGGGCUCCUACCCCUACAGUACUGCCGUGCAGGAGCUGCGGCUCAUUGCCCUGGAGAGCUGCCCACAGAGGAAGCUGGACUGCAUUGUGCGAGCUCUGCGCAUGAUCUGCGAGUGUGCUGAGGAGUACUGCGGGGCACGGGAGAGCCAGCCCCCCGCGGCCGCUAUUGGUGCUGAUGACCUGCUGCCCAUCCUGUCCUACGUGGCCGUGCGGAGCAGCCUGCCCCAGCUGGUGUCGGAGUGUGCCGCACUGGAGGAGUUCAUUCACGAAGGGUACCUGAUCGGCGAGGAGGGGUACUGCCUGACCUCCCUGCAGAGCGCCUUGGCCUUCCUGGAGUCCUUGCCCGCUGGGGCCACGGCCAAAUAGUGGCCCCACACUGCUCCUCUGCCUGGGGGCACUGACAUACCUCUCAGACCGGGCACUGCGGGGAGAGGCCUGUAGGCUGCCCCCGGCCCCACACGCUGGGAAGGGCUGUGCAAUAUGUGGGGGUCUGCUUGGAGCCAGCCACCCCCUCUAACCACUGCGGGGGGCAAGGGCCCACCCCAGCCCCUGCUGCCCCACAUUGGUGCUGCAUCCGGGGCCGCAUUGACGCUUCUCCUGAGCCAACCGCUGCUGCUUUGCACCAGGAUCCCCUGGGCGUGACACUGGGGAGGGGCCCAAGGGGCAGCAUGUGCUCCCCUGGGGUCGCAGCUCACAUGCCUCUGCCCACGCUGCUCUCGUGGCUGUUGGACGUGCCCUGUGUCCGUCUGUCUGUGCACUGUGUGCGAGUGUGUGCCUGCAGUGCAGUGCCAGCUGCCCCUGAACUGCUCCACUGGGCCUGUCUGGCUUGGAGGCUGCAGCCGGAGCAGACCUGUGGUGCUGGGGGUGGCUGGAGCCGGUAAGUUGUGCUGUGCACACGUGUGUGUAUGUGCAUAUGCAUGUGUGUGUGUGUUGGGAGGGGCAUCCUGCAGCCCCCUCCUGGCUGGAGCAAGCUCGGGACUCAUGGGAGCUGUGUUGGGGCCAGGCCUGGGCAUCCCCCCACCCUGAGCCCUGGGGGCCCUCGCCCAUGCCUGUCUCCCCCUGCCCCAUCUUGGGCUGAGCAGGGUGGGAAAGGGGCUGGUCCUGCGCCCUCCCUGCCUGUCUGCAAAGCUGCUUUGCCCUGCUGGGGCCGCCCCGUGUCAGGGUCCUGGGGUAAUAAACACAUCUGUGACCUGGAGCCUCAGUGCAGGUUC